CCGAAGAAGAAGCGGAAGCAGCAACAAGCAUAAAGAUGGCGAACACCUACAGAAUGACAGACGAGGACAUCAGGCUGAUGAUACAGCUUCGUGCCUCAAAUGCUGCCGUCUUCACAGGAAGGAAGAACUCUGCCCUGAUAGGCUGGAGGGCCAUCAGUAAAGAGCUGGGGCUCGAGGGUCUGGUGUCGGCGCAGCAGCUGAAGAAGAAAUGGGGCAACAUGAAAGAAAAGUACAAGCUGUUGAAGUAUCCUCCGGCGGGCAUGGAGAAUGUGACCAAACCCACCUCGUGGCGCUGGUUCCACUUGAUGGAACAGGCCGAGUGUGGUCACCUGGCUGAAGACACCAGAAUCAUACCCACCUGCCACAUGGAGGAGGACGAGGAGCUGGGCGGCGCCCUGCUGCCUCUCAGCUCGUCCAACAUGGAGGAGGACAUCUCUGCUCUGGGCGUCAUUGACACAGGAAGUCUGGAGAGCGAGGACGGGCUCAUGGAGAUAACUGACGUCAGAACAUUGAACACUGCGGAAUCACCUACCGAGGUGGUCACAGACAUUGGAGUGCAGGUGUGUGUGAAAAGUCCUGAGAGGAAAAUCAAAAGCACGACAUUAUUGCCACACACUGACACCGUCAAGCCACUGCUGCUGCCACCGCUGUCACCGUCCUCCUCCUCCAGACACGUGGAGCUGGAGUCUGCAGAGCUGGACAGGAAGCUGUCUGAGCUGCAGAGAGAGAGACAAGUUCUGGAGAGAGAGCAGGCCGAGUUUGACAGAGAGCUGAUCGCAUUAGAAAGAGACAGAGAGCUUCUGAACAGAGACAUGGUCACCGUCCAGCGAGAGAGAACAGCGGUGGACAGGGACCGAGCGGCUGUGGAGAGGGACCGGGCGUUGUUGGAGCGAGACCGGGCAUUUCUGGACAGAGACAGAGCCGUUCUUGAGAGGGACAAAGUGUUUCUAGAAAGAGCCAGGGAAGACCUGGAGAGGGAGAGGACACUACUCAAGAGAGAGAAAGAGGCGGCAGCUGUGGACGGAGGUCAGGCUGAAACAGUGACGGACAAAGAGGUCUUACUCCAGACCAAGUUCUGUGAGAGCCUGAGGGCCACAGAUCUGGAUCCAGACCAGCUGGAGACCAGACAGAGACUGGUGUCUUUGUUCCAGAAGCUUGUGGAAAAACUGUGAAUGGACGGUGUCUCACGACAGACACCGUUUCCCAAGGCCAGGUCAAGCAUGGUUGUAUGAGUUACUGGCUGUGUCUGCCCCCUGCUGGCCUCCUGUGCCAGUACAAUGGCGCUUGUCCACUUCACAGUCUUAGCACGACGUGACACGGCAGGUUUUUUUGGGUUUUCCGUCAGUGAUCGUUGACUGGUACUUUUUUUAGUACUUGUUCUGACGAGGUUCCAAGCGAGCUCAGCCGAUACUAAAAUGUGACAUCAACAGACUUCCGGCCGCUGAUUGGUCAGAGAGUGUUGUAACUGGAAGAGUCGGUACUUAGAUAAGUUAUAUGUUAGUAAAUCUGUGUCUUUUAACGUAGCGUUACUCGUCCAGACGUCACUGACACAUGCAGGCAUGUUGUCAGGGAGAGCCUGAUUUCUUAAAUGGUCUUUGCUCCAUUUGACAAAGAAGUCAUGAAAAAAAAAAGGUUGUUUUGGAACUUGGGAUCGGUAGAAUUCAAUACAAUCCAAAAAUUAAAUAAAAAUCAGCAAAAUUA
Molecule: messenger RNA, 1701 nt
Organism: Solea senegalensis (Senegalese sole)
Lineage: Eukaryota; Metazoa; Chordata; Actinopteri; Pleuronectiformes; Soleidae
Exons: 4
Coding region: 36-1172 (378 amino acids)
Source: RefSeq, a predicted model, not a curated record